UUAAUAUGGGAUGAGCUUCGUCAUUAAUGUCUUCACUAAACACAAGAUUAAUGGUUUCUUAUUUAUAUUCCCAAAUCUUGGUAGUUGGGAACGCGAUUCCUUGAGCGCUACGGGACUUGUAUUUCCCUGUCAACGUCAUUACUCCAUUCAUUCAUCUGCAGGCUCAGAUUGGAUGAAAACCUAAUUAUGGUUAUGGUAGUGUAGGUAUGAAAACCAGAGAUCUGCUCGGAGGAAAUUCGCAGACGGAAAUUGACCUGGACGUUGGCCUUCCCCCACCACUGCUCUCCUUAUCCGGAUGGGAAAGGCGUCUCGACAUGAAGUCUGGUAAGGUUUAUUAUGGCACCGCAAAUUCUACCGAAUCUUCUUUGCAGGACCUAAAUUUUCCUCCGACUUCCUCUGUUGAUGGAAGGGGGAAGGAGAGGGAGAGGGAGAUGGAGAGGGAGAGGGAAAUGGAGAAGGAGAGGGGAUCAUUGGAGGAACAUGAUUUUAUGGGAGGAAGAGAUGGAGAUGGAGAUGGAGAUGGAGAGGGGAAUUCUGUUGAGGCGCAUCAUCUCCUUCCGAUGGACUCCUCCGAGUGGCAGAGCGUGUGUACCCUGGACAAAGUGAAAAUGGCUCUGCAAAGAGCUCAGAAGCAAAGCGCCAAGCGCAAAGGGGGAGAAGAGGCGGUGCAAAUUUACAAUUCUUGCAAAGAGCAGGUGGAGUGCCCCUCUGCCUCCUCUUUGCUGGCAGCAGGGUGCCCGAGAUGCCUUCUGUAUGUUCUGCUUCCCAAGAGCGACCCUAAGUGCCCUCGCUGUGCUUGCUCCAUUCUCGAUGUUACCACCACCGCCAUCUCCUCUUCUGUUAAAAGAUCUCGCCUUUGCAACACAGAAACUAUCAGAACUCAUGAAUCUGAUAACAACGCUUCUCCGCCUUUUCUCUUCGAUUUAAAUUCGCCUAUUUGACUGCGUUUUUCACAGAAAUUCAACUUUAUUUUUUUAUUCAAUUUAUUUCUUCAAUUCCUGUGAGGAUCUUUAGCCCUGUGCAGAAUAUUAACUUUUAUUUGCUGCUUCUGCAUUUAUUCCAGCGAGGGUAAUGCCCUGAUAAGAAAAUUACAGUGUAUAAAAUAGUAUGAUAAAGAAAUACUUUCCGAAUUCGGUAGA
Cryptomeria japonica (Japanese cedar) is the source of this 1139-nucleotide messenger RNA. RefSeq lists its product as uncharacterized. Lineage: Eukaryota; Viridiplantae; Streptophyta; Pinopsida; Cupressales; Cupressaceae. The coding region runs from base 207 to 941 and encodes 244 amino acids. The transcript is spliced from 2 exons. The record is from RefSeq and is a predicted model, not a curated record.